Penaeus chinensis is the source of this 1114-nucleotide messenger RNA. RefSeq names its product myc box-dependent-interacting protein 1-like (gene Amph). Lineage: Eukaryota; Metazoa; Arthropoda; Malacostraca; Decapoda; Penaeidae. Gene Ontology annotation, cellular component: cytoplasm; plasma membrane. Gene Ontology annotation, molecular function: protein binding; phospholipid binding. The record is from RefSeq and is a predicted model, not a curated record.
GUGGUACGACGGAGAAGCGGAAAGGGAGGACGAGGAAGAACCCGGCGGGGAGAACGCGAAGAACGCGAAGAACGAGAAGAACGACCACGAGGCCGCGCCGGACGUGAGCGAGGCCGCGCCGGAGUCCUCUCCUUCGUCCCCCUUCUCUCUCUCUCCCCUCGUCCCUCCCGUGCCUCCUCCCUCGGCGUCGAUUCACGCUUCCUCCUCCUCCUCGUCCUCCUUGUCGUAUUCUCCCGCUGUUCUGUCGAACGAGGUGACGUCCUCAUCCUCAGGACUUCCUCCUUACGUCCCUUCUCCUUCCUCUCGCGUUGGAGGAGGAGGAGGUGGUGGAGGAGGAGGAGGUGGAGGAGGAGGUGGGGGGGAAGAGGAGGAGGAGGAAGGGGGUACGGCCGUGGUGGGGAACGGAGAAGAAAACGAAACCCGCCCCACCAUUUCCGCCCCCAUCACCACCACCACCUCCACCACCACCUCCACCACCAACGGCAACAGCUCGCCCCCGACCCCCCACCGCAAGGAGGAGACGCUCGGAAGACCAUAUGAGGAGAUCGAGUUCGAGGACAAGAAGCUGAACGGGUCGGUGAGCAGUCCGCCCAGGACCAACGGAGAUUUCAUCGGCACUAAGAUCCCCGCAGCUGCUGCCUCCUCCUCCCCCCUCUCCUCCUCCUCCUCCCCUCCCUCCUCCCCCCCCUCGCCUGGGGAAGGAGGAGGAGGAGGAGGCGGCGGCGGGGGGGGCGGCGACCCCGCGUUGCCGGAGACCCUCUCGGAACAGAUUUACGAUAUCCCUGUUGGUCUGGUCACAAGCAGCCUGUUCAAAAAUGGAGCCACGACGGACAACCUCCCGCCCGGCGUGCUGUACCGCGUGCGCGCCACCUACAAGUACACGCGCGAGGACGUGGACGAGAUCAGCUUCGAGGUGGGCGACGUGAUCCAGGUGGUGGAGUACGACGACCCCGAGGAGCAGGAAGAAGGCUGGCUCUGCGGCGUAAAGGAAACCACUCUGGAGAAAGGUCUCUUCCCGGCGAACUUCACGCGCCCGAUCUAAGCAGGAGGAGGAAGAAGGAGGAGGAAGGAGGAAGGAGGAAGGAGGUUGGAAGAUGGAGGAAGAAGAGGAAGG